Lotus japonicus is the source of this 831-nucleotide messenger RNA. Its product is annotated as xyloglucan endotransglucosylase/hydrolase protein 2-like. Bases 1 to 831 code for a protein of 276 amino acids. Gene Ontology annotation, biological process: cell wall biogenesis; xyloglucan metabolic process. The record is from RefSeq and is a predicted model, not a curated record. Gene Ontology annotation, molecular function: xyloglucan:xyloglucosyl transferase activity; hydrolase activity, hydrolyzing O-glycosyl compounds. Lineage: Eukaryota; Viridiplantae; Streptophyta; Magnoliopsida; Fabales; Fabaceae. The transcript has 5 exons. Gene Ontology annotation, cellular component: apoplast; cell wall.
AUGGCGGCGGAGAUGGUGGGGGGUGGUGGAAGAAAGAGAAGUGUAGAAAUAAGUUUUGACCAAAAUUACAAUAUUCAAUGGGGUGGAAGUCAUUUCAAGUCCUUAAACCAAGGGAAGGAGAUUCAGCUUAUGAUGGAUACCUCUUCAGGAUCUGGUUUUGUAUCCAAGAUGUUCUACGGCUCAGGAUUCUUCCAUAUGAGGAUUAAAGUACCAGGUAGAGAUUCUGCUGGAGUUGUCACGGCUUAUUAUUUGACUUCUCGUGGAGAUAAGCACGAUGAGUUAGACUUUGAAUUCUUGGGAAAUAGGGAAGGAAAGCCAUAUACGUUACAGACCAAUAUAUUUAUAGAUGGUGAAGGGAAUAGAGAACAACAAAUUCAUCUUUGGUUUGACCCUACAACAAAUUUUCACGAUUACCAAGUUCUUUGGAACCAGCAUCAAAUUGUAUUUUAUGUGGACGAUAUCCCCAUUCGGGUAUAUAAGAACAAACGUAUACUUGGAUUACGCUACCCAUCAAAGCCUAUGCAAAUUGAAACAACAUUGUGGGAUGGGGAAAGUUGGGCAACAGAAGGAGGCCGAAUAAAAACCAAUUGGAGUUAUGCACCGUUCAAAGCAAACUUUCAGGGAUUUGAUGUCAGUGGCUGUGAAACUCAUCAAAGCUUAAAUGAUCGACAUUGUGGUUCAGAGACGUACUGGUGGAACAGCAAAAGGUAUUGGCAGUUAAAUCCAGCCCAACAUAAACAAUACGAAAAUGUAAAGAAAAAUUAUAUGACAUAUAAUUAUUGUAACAAUAAGCAAAGGUAUCCUAAGACUCACUUGGAAUGCCAAGAUUAG